This is a messenger RNA of Musca vetustissima, 2821 nucleotides long. RefSeq lists its product as uncharacterized. The annotation marks the transcript as partial. The record is from RefSeq and is a predicted model, not a curated record. Lineage: Eukaryota; Metazoa; Arthropoda; Insecta; Diptera; Muscidae. The transcript is spliced from 3 exons.
AUGGUUCCGGGGACAAUGCGCUCUCGAUACGAAUUGAGUACAUUGCUGUAUCCGGACCUUAGUUGUCCCAGAAUUGAACGGGUUUGCCUAGGAAGAAGCCGCUCACUCUCUGCAUUGCACUUAUCACGGGAUGGUGAGGAUGGUGCAGAUAAAUGGCAAUUGGUGAAAUAUUAUGAAAUAAAUAAUUUGGACGAGGCUGAUCUUUCUGUGCGUCUUGAAUAUGUUGAAAAAUUAAAUCAAAAUUUUGAACAGUCUGUAUCAUUUUUGGAAGAAACUAGUGAUGUUGAUAUGGAUGAUACGAUUCGAUCAAAUUUUAUGACAUCAUAUUUUGAGGUUACUGCCAAGCUUAAGCGCAAGUUAGGUGCCAACACCAAUCAACGUGCAGCUUUCCGAUCAUCAACUCUUCGCCAGUUUUCUGUGGAUGAACCAGUUACUGUUCGUAAAACAAGGUUACCGGAACUUCGAAUUCCCCAGUUCAGCGGUUCAUACACAGAGUGGCCUGCAUUCUUUGCAAUGUUUUCUACUGCAAUAGCAAGUGAUAUGGAUUUAUCUAACCUAGAAAAGUUUCAACAUUUGAAGACUAGUUUGACUGGUGCAGCGCUGGACACCAUCUCGUCUUUAGAGCCUACCGAUUCUAAUUAUGAAAAGGCUAUCGAUUUACUUAAGAAUCGUUUUGAUAAUAAAUUACUUCUUUUUCAAACCCAUAUUAAGGAAAUAUUUGGCUUGCAUAGUGUGGAUAAAAAUUCGGCUUUGAGUCUUCGGCAGCUUAGUGAUAAGCUUAACGCACACGUAAGAGCUUUGGAUACAAUAUGUUCCAAGGAGCAAAUGGCAGAUGGAUUAUUAAUUUAUUUAAUUACGUCAAAGCUAGAUUUACAAAGCCUAGCAAAAUGGGAGGAGCAUUUACAUAACGAUAAAUUGCCCUCGUGGGAUUCGUUGUCGUCAUUUUUGGAUAGAAGAUGCCGUAUGCUUGAAAAUCUUGAAAGUUCCAUUAAACCGAAAUCACCCAAUCAUCAGGUAAACAAGAAAACUAAUUUUCAUGGACGAAAUGUGCUAAUAGCUUCAGGAGCCACACAGAUGUGUACAUUUUGUGAAGCGAAAGAUCAUUACAUAACAACCUGCCAAAGUUUUGAAAAAUUAUCUCCAACACUUCGAUUCAAAGAAUCGAAGAGAUUAAACUUAUGUCUAAAUUGUUUGAGGAAAGGUCACAGACUUUGGAAGUGUAAAUCAGGAACUUGCCGAUUUUGCCAUUUAAAACAUCAUACAUUGUUGCACAUUGGAAAUAAUGAUUUGGAAAUUAACUUAACUAAUCCUCAAGAUAAAGUGUCAGUAGCUCAUGAAGUGGUUAAUAAUAUCGAACCAAAGAAACAGUCUACUCUUGUAUCAUCCAGCUCUAAUCAAAACAUUUCACAUUCUGUCAUUGGUUCCAGAGUUCUAUUAGCAACUGCAAUUGUCUUAGUAAAAAAUAAAUUUGGUGUGUACGUGCCCUGUCGUGCAAUAUUGGACUCGGCAUCUCAGUUAAACUUUAUAACAUCGCGUUUCGCAAAUCUGGCCCAGCUAAAGGUAAAACAUUCUAACGUAUAUAUCUCCGGAAUUGGUGAAGGAAGCAUUAACGCAGAUAAAAUAGCAGAUGUCGAAAUUAAGUCCCAUAGUAGCAGUUAUUCUGUUUCGUUUUCUGCGGUCGUCAUACCAGCUAUAACUGACUAUCAACCAAACAUAGAUAAUGAUGUUAGUAAGUUUAAAAUCCCGGAGAACAUCAAGUUAGCUGAUGAAGGAUUUUACAAAAGAAGCCGUAUUGAUCUAUUGAUUGGCGCAGGUCUAUUCUUUGAGCUUAUGAGCGUUGGCCAAAUUCGUUGUGGAAACAUUUCCACGAUUUUGCAAAAAACUCACCUUGGUUGGAUUGUGUCUGGUGGUGGUGUACUUCAUUCCAAGGCGCAUUCAUUGGCAGCUACGUGUAUGGUUAAGCCUGAUACUGAUAGCGAUUCAUCUUUAAUUGACAUUUUAAAGAGUUUUUGGGAAAUUGAAAACAACUUCGCUAAUUCUGAAAUUUCUCUCCCUGAACAUAAAUUCUGUGAGGAGCACUUUGCUCAAAAUACUAUUCAGCUACCUUCAGGUGAGUACUCAGUCUCCCUACCAAAGAAAUUGGAUACACAUAUGCUGGGUGAUUCAUAUGAUCGGGCACUUCACCGGUUUAAGAACCUCGAGAAAAAGUUGAGUAAGAUGCCAGAUACAAAGAAAAAAUAUGUUGAUUUUAUGAAGGAAUACUUAGAUCUUCAGCAUAUGUCGUUAGUUAAAAAUAUUCCGCAAGAUACACGAGCAUUCUUUCUUCCCCAUCACUGUGUUCAAAAGGAGGAUAGCACAACAACAAAACUAAGAGUUGUGUUUGAUGGUUCUGCAAAAUCAACUUCAGGCAUUUCCUUGAACGAUAUAUUAUAUGCGGGACCUACUAUACAACCAAAAUUGUUCAAUACAUUACUACGUUUUCGACUUUUUAGAGUGGCUUUGAGUGGAGAUAUAUCCAAAAUGUAUCGUUGUGUUCGAGUGAAUCCACCCGAUGACUAUCUUCAAUGUAUCCUGUGGAGAAAUAAUACAGAAGAAGAUAUACAAGUUUAUAAACUUGAUACUGUUACAUAUGGAACCAAACCAGCGGCUUUCCUUGCUAUAAGGACAAUGCAACAACUUUCAAUUGAUACAGAAACCAGCUUUCCUAUCGGUGCUCAAGUUAUUAGAAGAGAUUUUUAUGUGGACGACUUGAUCUCAGGCGCAAAUUCUAUUGAAGAAGUCGUAACUAUUAGAGAGCAAGUUACAGCUUUGUUAAAACGUG